AUGAGGGGCCACACUCAUGGCCUUGGCCGAGCCGUCGUCGGCUACACCGUCGCCUCGCCCAGCUCAUUUCUUGCUCCUCCGCUGUCAAUGCAAGGUCGGCGGCGUGAUUUAGACUUACUUGACGUUGGCCUCGAGGAUUAUCCUCAUCGUAGCCGUGCAAACUUUGGACCCGCUUCACUAAGUGGUCUAUACGACGCUACAACUUCGUCCUCAGACUCCUCAUCUUCGUCUUCAAAUGCGAGAAUCCACUUUCUGGGCCGCACUAAUCCACAAUGGCCUCAGGCCUUCUACAGGCCCGAUCAGCUUGGUGCUUUGACACCUACUUUGGAACUGCGCAAUGGGGACGCAAUCCUGGCGCGCUGCAUCUAUGACAGUAGUCAUCGAAGCAGAACCACCAGCAUCGGCUCCACACAUGAGGAUGAGAUGUGUAAUCUCUACCUUAUGUAUUACACUAGGUAG
This is a messenger RNA of Protopolystoma xenopodis, 459 nucleotides long. Lineage: Eukaryota; Metazoa; Platyhelminthes; Monogenea; Polystomatidea; Polystomatidae. The record is from the annotation of a GenBank genome assembly.